ACAAAACCGUUACUUCAUCGCACAUCUAAGCAGUUAAUGCAGUUUUGGUAUGAAUUUCGUAUAUAAGCUGGUGCCUUCCCUACUAUAGAUAUCACAAUUCGUUUACCUCUUCGCUUACAAAGAAGUUCAAAACUCAAACCUAGAAAAAUGUUCAAAUUGUUCGCUGUCUGCUUCUUGGCUCUCUUCGCUGUUGCCUUCGGUGCUGCUAAGCCCGGUUUGUUGGCUGCUCCAUUGGCUUACUCUGCUCCAUUAGCUGCUGCCCCCAUUGCUCAUGCUUAUGCUGCUCCAGUCGCCGCUGCUUACUCUGCUCCCCUUGCCUACACCGCCGGAUAUGCUGGUUACGUUGCACCCUAUGCCAGCAGCUACAAUGCUCACUCGAUCGCACACUCCGCCGCUUUCCCAGCUGCCUAUGCUGCUCCAGUAGUUGCUGCCCCAGCCCCAGUGGUCGCUGCCGCACCAGCUGUCGCUGUCUUGCGCAAAUAGGCUGAAUUUGCCGAAAUUUCAAUUCUUCGGACUGUGAUAAAACUAACACUGAAAACACGAUAUAACAAAUAUAUGCGUUAACGUAAACCAA
Molecule: messenger RNA, 574 nt
Organism: Zeugodacus cucurbitae (melon fly)
Lineage: Eukaryota; Metazoa; Arthropoda; Insecta; Diptera; Tephritidae
Product: pupal cuticle protein C1B-like
Exons: 2
Coding region: 148-483 (111 amino acids)
Source: RefSeq, a predicted model, not a curated record